GACUAUAUAUAACUAAAUCUCCCUACUGACUGAGAAAACCAUGAAGUCUUGUGAAGCGCUUCUAAACACAAUACAAAUAUUGCUCAUCUUCCUUGCUCCACCCUUAUGUAUGUCCCUUGUCUUUGACACCAUUACACCAAACCACCCCAUCAAAGACGGCGACGUUUUGCUCUCCGGCCAAAAGACCUUCGCACUCGGCUUCUUCAGCCCCGGCAAGCCCCUCAACCGCUAUGUCGGAGUCUGGUACAACAAAAUCUCAGAGAAAACCGUGGUUUGGGUCGCAAAUAGAGACAAUCCCAUCAACGACACUUCAGGAGUCUUGGCCAUCAACAGCAAAGGACGCCUCAGCAUUUAUGCAAAAUACCAAAACUCUCCUAUUUGGUCAGCAAAUCUAUCUGUCUUUACGGCAAAAACUAGUUCCACUUUCAUAGCUAAGCUUUUAGAUGUUGGAAAUCUUGUUUUGAUGAAAAAAGAUGACAGUUUUGGACAGAGCAGUGUUAUUUGGCAAAGCUUUGAUUAUCCAACGAACACUUACCUACCUUUCUUGAAGCUUGGGCUGAACCGGAAAACCGGCCUCGACCGGUUCAUAACAUCCUGGAAAUCGGCGGAUGAUCCGGGAACCGGUAAUUGUACGUACCGGAUGAACCUAACCGGAUACCCACAGAUGAUCUUAUACAAGGGUCAGGUUCCGUUUUGGCGGGCCGGAUGUUGGACAGGUCGCAGAUGGACUGGUGUACCCACGAUGAUAGGAAUGAUAAACGGGUUCAUCUUUAAUGUGAGCUAUACGAACAACAAAGAUGAGACAAGCAUCAUGUAUGGAAUCAACAACGACACGAAUUCAGUUUUCUCUAGGCUCGUGAUAGAUGAAUCGGGGACAGCAAGGCGGUCCACAUGGCAAGAUCAGCGUAAAGAGUGGGUCGAAUUUUCGUACGUUCCCGCUGAACGGUGCGACAAUUAUGGGAUAUGUGGCAGAAACGGAAAGUGUAACCAAUCGGACGCAAGCCAGCUCGAGUGUGUGUGCCUGCCUGGGUUCGAGCCCCAUUCGCGUGAUAGUUGGGACUUGAGAGACCGGUCAGGCGGGUGCAUGAGAAAGGGCGGGGCACGCACAUGUGGAGAUGGUGAGGGGUUUGCCAAGGUGACACGUGUGAAAUUACCCGAUACAUUCAACGCACGUGGGGAAAUGGGAUUGAAUUUGAGAGAGUGUGAGGAGAAGUGCUUGAAGGAUUGCAAUUGCACGGCUUACACGAGUUUGGAUGAGACUAGAGACGGUGCUGGUUGCUUAUCUUGGCACGGUGAUUUGGUGGACAUAAGAACUUUUACCAAUGCGGGGCAAGAUCUAUACGUACGAGUCGAUGCAGUUACUUUAGCUCAAUACGCGAAGAAGUCGAAUGGCUCUAUCAGCAAAACGGGGAAGCUAGCAAUUUUGCUCUGUUCUGUUGUAAUCUUUUUUCUCUUGGUCUUCAUUGCAUAUUGGUUGGCAAAUAGGAAGAGAAUAUCAGGUAAAGAAAGGCGUAACACCAAACGAUCAAACUUUUCGGAAGAGGGGGAGCUUGACGAUGGUAAAACAGAUUCAGAUGUUCCAUUGUUUGAUUUACAUACCAUUGCUAUAGCCACAGCCAAUUUCUCUGCAGAAAACAAACUUGGACAAGGUGGCUUCGGCUCAGUGUACAAGGGUAUGCUAUCAAAUGGAAAGGAAAUUGCAGUGAAGCGACUAUCUAGGUGCUCUAGGCAAGGAAGUACAGAGUUCAGGAAUGAAGUUCAGCUAGUUGCAAAACUACAACACAAAAACCUAGUGAGGAUUUUAGGUUGUUGCUUCCAUGAAGAAGAGAGAAUGUUAGUCUACGAGUACUUACCAAACAAAAGCUUGGACUCUUUUAUUUUUGAUGAAGAGAAAAGGAAGUCGUUAGAUUGGAGAAGACGAUUUGACAUAAUAUGUGGCAUUGCUCGAGGGAUCUUAUAUCUUCAUCAAGAUUCAAUACUAAGAAUCAUCCAUAGAGAUCUCAAGGCAAGCAAUGUUCUACUAGAUGCCGCUUUGAACCCAAAGAUUUCAGAUUUCGGUUUGGCAAGAAUAUUUGGAGAAGACCAAAGUGAAGCAUGCACAAAUCGUGUGGUAGGAACAUACGGUUAUAUGGCUCCAGAGUAUGCAAUGGAAGGAUUGUUUUCAACAAAGUCGGAUGUAUAUAGCUUUGGAGUUUUGCUUCUAGAGAUCAUUACUGGUAGAAAGAACAUUGAUUAUUAUGAAGAGAAAUCAGAGUCAAAUUUGCUUGGACAUGUCUGGGACUUGUGGAAAGAAGGCAGAGCCUCCGAAAUAGUGGAUCCUUUUUUGGACGAGUCAUUUGUUGAUGAAGCUUUGAGAUGCAUCCAAAUUGGUCUGCUGAGCGUGCAAGAACACGCGAAUGAUCGACCAACCAUGUCAGCAAUUGUUCUAAUGUUGGGAAAUGAUUCAGCUCUUCCCUCCCCAAAACAACCUGCAUUUAUCCUUAAUAGAUGCUGGGCUGGUACCGGAGACCGGGCAUCUAGUGAAGGUGUUUAUAACUCUAUAAACAUUGUGUCAUGUACUAUGGUGGAAGCUCGCUGAACUUGUAAAAUUAGAUUGUGCAACGAAAUAUGACGUUGUAGUUUUCAACUUUCUGUAUUACCUACAGUUUUUAUUUAGUCAAUGUUUGUAAUGCGUCCUUAAGAAUAUUGCUUGUGGGAACCAAGAAGACUCAUUGUCUGUUCUCUUUUUCCCUUAGAGGCACUACAAGAAAAAUCCUCUUAAAUAGCUGACGAAAAACGCUAUUAAAUUGUUAAUAUAGUGUUUUACAAAAUGA
This is a messenger RNA of Morus notabilis, 2813 nucleotides long. Its product is annotated as G-type lectin S-receptor-like serine/threonine-protein kinase RKS1. Gene Ontology annotation, biological process: protein phosphorylation; recognition of pollen. Lineage: Eukaryota; Viridiplantae; Streptophyta; Magnoliopsida; Rosales; Moraceae. The transcript is spliced from 7 exons. The record is from RefSeq and is a predicted model, not a curated record. Gene Ontology annotation, molecular function: ATP binding; protein serine/threonine kinase activity. The coding region runs from base 41 to 2578 and encodes 845 amino acids.